Molecule: messenger RNA, 3474 nt
Organism: Trichomonas vaginalis G3
Lineage: Eukaryota; Parabasalia; Trichomonadida; Trichomonadidae
Product: coatomer family
Exons: 1
Coding region: 1-3474 (1157 amino acids)
Biological process (GO): intracellular protein transport; intra-Golgi vesicle-mediated transport; endoplasmic reticulum to Golgi vesicle-mediated transport
Cellular component (GO): COPI vesicle coat
Molecular function (GO): protein binding; structural molecule activity
Source: RefSeq, a predicted model, not a curated record
AUGUCAAAAAUGCACGUCAAGCUUGAGAUACAAUCCGGAAGGGUUAAAUCUCUAUGCUUCCAUGAUUCUCGUCCAUGGCUUUUGGCAUCCUUCCAUACCGGAGAAAUCAUUAUCUACGACUACGAAGUAGGAGUAGAAAUUCAAAGAUAUAACGAAUUUACCGUCCCAGUCCGCACAGCCUGCUUCCAUCCUUCACUUCCAUUAUUUGCAGCAGGUGCAGAUGAUACAUGCAUUAAGAUUUUUAAUUACGAUGAGCAGCGUUGUAUCGCAACAUUUACAGAACACCUCGACUACAUCCGUACAGUACAAUUCCAUCCAACAAAGCCAUUCCUUGUUUCAGCAUCUGACGACCAAACCAUCAGAAUUUGGAAUUACGAAACGAAUUUGUGCUUAACAUCAAUUUCGGGCCACAACCACUACGUCAUGUCCGCAUUCUUCCAUCCCACUCUUCCUCUUGUUUUAUCCGCAUCCCUUGAUGACUCUGUUCGUGUCUGGGAUAUCUCUUCUCUUUUCAAUGAUGGACAAUCAAGCGGAGGAAUCUUCUCUAUUACAGAUGCCGUCAUGAAAUUUACACAGGAAGAGCAUACAGCCGGUGUCAACUGGGCUGCAUGGCAUCCAAACAAGCCUAUGGCCGUUUCUUGUUCAGAUGAUGAAUCAGUUAAGAUCUGGAGAAUCGUUGAGACUGAAAUGAGCCUUGUUGCUACAUUACGCGGCCACACAGGAAAUAUUUCUUGUGCAUGCUUCAUGCCAAACAUGGAUCUCGUUCUUUCUUGUUCAGAAGAUCAGACAGUCAGAGUCUGGGAUUCAAAGCGUUUCGUACAUCUUUCAAAGUACAAGUCCGAAGGAAACAGGUUCUGGUGCGUCGCGGCCCAUCCUGUCAAGCCAAUUUUCGCUGCUGGACAUGAUAAUGGUUUAGUCAUUUAUAGUGUCACGAAAAACGCUCCUGCAUACGAUACAGUCGAUGGCAACAUUUAUUACUACAAAGAAAAUGCAAUUCGCGCUUAUAAUAUCAAAGAUGAAUCAGACGGCGUUACUGGAUACAUCAAACAGAGAUCAUCGACAUCACGUCAAUCUCCUAUUGAUCCGAAACCAACUACCGUAAGCUACAACCCAACACAUAAAGUAUUUCUUGUUGGAUACCCAGAUCGUAUCGAAAUCGUUCCAGCAAAUGGAAAACCAGGUGACGACAACCAAGUCAUUCAAGGAUUCAACCCUGUUUGGAUUGGCCGUAACCAAUUUGUCUUCCAAACAGAUUCACAAACACAAAACAUCAGUUUACGCGAAAUUGGCGGAUCAUCUACAUCCACUCUUACCCUCAAAUGCAGGAAAAUUUUCCCUGGCCCGCCAGGAACUAUUUUCGGAACUGAUGGCGAAACUCUCUUCAGAUACGACAUCAUGAGACGCUCCCAGAUCUCUCAGACCCACUUAUCCAACAUCAAGAACAUCAUCAUGAGCCCAGACAGGAAGCACAUUGGUAUGCUUACGUCAACAGAUGUUAUUAUUUCGGAUAUUGACUUCAACAACAUUACAAAAGUCACAGAAGUUGUCAAGACAAAGUCAGGCGUAUGGUUUGACAGCAACGUUUUCGUUUAUUCUACAAGGACCCACGUCAAAUACUUACUUAUCAACGGAGAAGGCGGCACUCUCAAGAGUACACCACAAACACUCUAUGUCGCCGCUAUUUCAGAUAAACUCUACGGACUUAACAUACAAGAUACUGUGAGAAAGUUCCCAAUUGACACUCUUGAAAUUAAAUUCCGCCUUGCCAUCAUGGAAAACCGAAUCGACGCCGUCGUCGCAACACUCAGGUCCGCCAAGGUCUGCUCCACCUCCAUCAUCGACUAUCUCCACAAGCACGGACAUCCCGAAAUCGCCGUUCAGUUUGUCCAUCAACCUCGUGCCAAAUUUGACUUGGCCAUGGAGUCCGGCAACCUCGAAUUAGGCGUAGAUGCCGCAACUGAGCUUGCCGAUCCCGUAAUUUGGGACAGAAUAGCAGAUGAAGCGAUGGCACAAGGCAGAUUCACAGUUGCAGAGCAAGCAUUCAAGAAGAGCGGUAACAUGGAACGUCUUGCCUUCCUUUAUUUGAUCAGUGGCCAGACACAGAAACUCAAUUCAUUGAAAGUUGACGAUUCACUUUCAUUACAACGCGCGAUUUGGUCAAAUGACUUCAAGACAGAGGCAAUUCUUCUCCACGAUGUCGCUCCUUCCAUUGCAUACAUCGCUGCUGACGGUGAUGACUCAUUGCAGUCAUCAAUUCAAGUGCCAGACGAAAUCAAAGAUGAACUGAAGAAAUUUGCCAAACAUGAGAUCACUUCAUCUCCUCUCAAAACUGUUGAGAAAUUGGAAGACUGGCCAACACUUUACAUCAACAGACCAAAGUAUGUUGUCACACCAGGAUCGCAGCACGAUGACGAUGACGAUGUAGAAAACGAUGAUGAAGAAAACGGCUGGAACUUCAACGAAGAAGCCGCAGAAGCCAAAGAAGAAAACGGUGAAGAGGAUGAUGACGAAGAGAACGGCUGGGACAUGGACGACAUCCAGUUCGAUGUCACUGCUUCUCCAGGACAAGGAGCUGCUGCUGGAUUCAUUGUUCCAUCUCCAGGACAAUCUGUUUCAUCGCAAUGGAUGGAAGGAGUCGAAAUCGCUGGUCAAUACGCUGCUGCCGGUGAAUUCGGCCUCGCAUUGCAAGUCUUGUCUGAACAGAUUGCAUUGAUAAAUGCAGAACCACUCAAGGAGCAUUUUGUUGCAAGUUACAUUGCAUCGCAUGUUUCAAUUCCUGCUCUUGCAUGCGCUCCUCCAAUCAUCUCUCCUUUGACAGCGAAGUUCUUGAAGAGGAAGGCUCCUUCUCCAUAUUUCUCCAUCGAAAGAAUGGAGAAGAUGAUCGAAGAAGGCUCCAAACUCAUGACAAAAGGAAAAUUCAAUGCUGCAAAGUCAAUUUUCUUGUCACUUUUGCAGUCAAUUCCAAUUGCAUCUGUUUCAACUGUUGAAGAGCAGAGGAAGGUCAUAGAUGCUGUAGAAAUAUGCAGGAAGUACGUGAUUGCAGCAAUGCUCGGAAUUGCACAGAACUCAAUCAAGAAACCAGAUAAAAGAAAACUCGAGUAUUUGUUGUACAUCUACGCUCUGAAACUCGAUGAAAAGAUGCAGAACAUCGCUUUGAACUUGGCUGUUAACAUCGCUACAACACUCGGAUGCUUCAAGACAGCUCUCAUGUUCGCUACUGAUGAGAGAACAAGAAAGGUAAUCGAGUCAAAGAGCCAAGGAAAUAAGACUGACGCUGUGAAAGUUGAUUUCACUCCUGUUGGAAAUUUCGAGGUCUGCUGCAACGAAUUAGUUCAGAUUCCAAUCGGCGAACAGAAGGUUUCCUGCCCAUUCUGCGGUGCUACCUAUAAGGCAUCACACGCAAAUGAACUUUGCAGCGUUUGCCAGUUAUCUAAAGUUGGAGGAAUCGGAACUGGUUUGAAGAUUAAUAACUAA